Thelazia callipaeda (thelaziosis nematode) is the source of this 2466-nucleotide messenger RNA. The record is from the annotation of a GenBank genome assembly. NCBI's taxonomy places the organism in Eukaryota, Metazoa, Nematoda, Chromadorea, Rhabditida, Thelaziidae.
AUGGAUGGAUUAUCAACUACAAGUGUUUCAAAAGAAACGGGGACCGGAAGCAGUGAUUCUGCUUCCACUUCAUACCAACAGUAUCCGGAAAUGAGUGCCGAACAAGAAUUCUUCUUGUACGAACUUGAAACAACCGAUGCGGGCAGUGUUGGUUUGGUGUUAAGGUCAGCAAUUUAUGAUUGCGGUGAUGUUCACAAGUUUGCUUGUGCUUUGGAACAUCGUAUACAUCAUUAUGAUAAAAGCAUCCAGAGAAUUUGUUCAUACCAUUACCAGGGAUAUAUUGAUUCGAUGAAACAAUUAUUGCAACUGAAGAGACUUAGUUUGGAAAUCAAGGAAGAAGUUAAUGCAGUGGAUCACAGUAUACAGGAAAGUAGUAAAGAAUUGAGAAAACGAGGGGCUGAAAUUGUUCAUUAUAGAAAACUGCAAAGAAAUGCCAAUAUUGCGAUCAAUCAUAUUUCUUUAUGCUUACCAGUGCUUGAGAAUUAUGCCAAACUAAAUGAAUUCAUGCAGCAAAAAAAGUUUUAUCAGGCACUGAAAGUGUUGGAGGAAUUGGAGCAUACAUAUAUGGUUCAUGUCAAUAACUAUCGAUUUACACAAACUUUAAAAAAGUCAUUAUUUCCAAUUCGUGAACUAAUCAAGGAAAAAUCGUUUUCGGAAUUUACAGAUUUUUUGGAAAAUAUUCGAAAAGUUUCUGGGCGCAUUGGUCAGCAUGCAUCUAAAUGUACAGCUGAACAGCACUCUUUUGGUAUGUCUGAAGCCGAACGUGUAAAACGUUUACAAGAAGAAGCUAAAAAGAAUGCGUUAAAUGAGCUUUCGUCAGACGGAUCAAUAGUUAAAAAAAUGGAAAAAAUUUCACGCAAAACUUUUCAAGUGAUUUCUGCUGAAGAAGAUGAACAACUUAGUGCUCAAGACCUUAUAGAUUUCACCCCCGUACAUCGGUGUUGCCAAAUCUUUAAUGUUAUUGGUGAAAAGGAAACCUUUGAGGCGUAUUAUAGAAAGCAACGAAAGGAACAGGCAGUAGUUGUGAUCCGGCCACCAAAAUCGAUAUAUUUGUAUGUGAAGUAUUUGGAUGAAAUUAUUGGGUUUUUCGUAGUCGAAGACCACAUCAUGCAAACGGAGCCUAGUCUGGUUACUGCUGCUUACAAAGAUCAACUUUGGGAAAUGGCAUUGCAUCAAGUUACAACUACCAUGAAUGCUCAUUUCGGAGGAUGCUUGGAUGUUGAAAUGAUGCUGAAAAUGAAAAAAGUAAUUUUAUUGUUUGCAAUGACAAUGAAAAGUUAUGGAUAUAGAAUUAGCUCCCUCUACACUUUACUUCAGAAUUUCAGAGAUCAAUAUAAUGAAAUUUUGAUGCGAGAAUAUUGCGCCCAGUUUGAACGAGAUCUUGAAAAUGAUAAUUAUUCACCAAUAACUGCAAAAGAUGAAGCUGAAUUCAGAGCAGAAGUGAUGCAAUUUCCAUUUUAUCGAAGGGGAAUGGAUCAGGAACCUUAUCCUCGAGUAUUUCCAUUCUCAAAAUUUGUACCAGCAGUUUACGGACAAGCAAAAAAUUACCUAGUUGGAUGUUUGAAGUUCAUGGAACACUUACAACUUUCACCUACCGAGGUUGAUGAUACUGUACGCCGUUAUGCAAAUGUUCUGCUUGCUCGAUGGUCAGGUUCUUUAAAAAGUUUUGUAUCGACUAAAAAGCGCACACUCAUACAGCUUGUCCAAAUCACAAUUAACAUCGGAUAUUUGGAGAAGUCUUGUGAAUCGUUAGAGCAUUAUAUUAGUAAAUUGACUAAUAGAAACAAUGGUUCCAGUACCACUACAGGACACUUGGUAACACUGAAAGAUCGAGUUUUUCGAGAUGCUCGAUCGGAAGUAGAGCAACAAAUUGAUGGUGCACUUCGAGACAAAGUUGAUGCUUUUCUUGAUCUAGCAAAUUACGACUGGGAGCUGUCGAGUUCGAGUGGACGAGCCAGUGAUUAUAUUUCAGACCUCAUUAAAUUUUUGGAAACGACUUUUGUGUCAUUCAGUAAUUUACCAAGUAUUUUGGCUCGACAUGUCUGCAUGCAGACUUGUAAAUAUUUGGCAAAUCGAUUGACUGAAAUUCUGCUAAAUACAGACUUGAAAUCCGUGAGCACUGGGGCACUUGACCAAUUUGAUUUGGACGUAAUUCAAUGCGAACUAUUUACUGCUCAGUGCCCUAUUGCAGGAUUAGAAGAUGGUACGCUUACCAUGACAUUUGCGAGUUUACGGCAACUUCUUGAUUUAGUUAUGAAAGCAGAUUGGCCAACAUAUUUGGCGGAUUAUGGAAAAGAAGAGAGCAAAUAUUCUAGAGUUAAAGCGUCUCAUGGAAUUAUUUUGCUAGAGAAACUUAUUGAAUUCGAACGCAAAUCAUCGAGUUUUUUCGGCAAAGGUCGCGAAAAAGAUCGAAAAAAAUUAUUGGAUACUAUUGUUCGUCAACUACGAGCUCUUGCUAAUCAAUAG